UGUCCUAAAAAUGGAACAGCAUCGGCUAAGAUUAGAAGUCUCAAGUCGUGGUUGACCUUGAAACCAUGGAGACAUUUCUGGGGUCUGACACUCGCACAGGACAGGAGAGAGGACAAGACGACCCGCAUGCGCCCUACGAUUUAGGAUGAGAGAGGACAGCUUGCCAAAUGCGCACCACCAUUGCCGUCGCACCACUCGCCGAUGCCCUUCCCCGUUUAACUGCUCGUCACUCCCGCCUUGACGCAUCCUUCCUCCGCCGCGCAAGGACGAACAGGAGGUGCUCACGCCACUGCUCCCACCUCCCUUCGCGUCGAGACCAUCGUUGAUCACCGGCCUGUGAGUGACUGACUGGUUCCCCUGCCGCCGGGGCCGGGCACAAUGCCGGGAGCCGUGAUCGUGCACCACCAUAAUAGGUACAAGACGUACCCCGGCGAGGUCACCGGAUUUGUCUUCUUUGCCUGCCUCAUCGCCUCCGUCGGUGGCUGCAUCUUCGGCUAUGACAUCGGGCUCACCGCCGGGUUGACGUCGACGGAGACCUUCCUGAUCAAGUUCUUCCCGUCCACCUACCAGCAGCUGAAGGACCAGGUGGUCACCAACCAGUACUGCAAGUUCGACAGCCAGGUCCUGACGCUGUUCAGCUCCUCCCUCUUCCUCUCCGCGAUGGUCGCCGCCUUCUUCGCCGGCCCCAUGGGCCGAGCCUUCGGCCGUAAGUGGACCAUGUUUGUCGCCGCAUUCGCGUACAUGAUCGGCGCUUGCCUCGGCGGCGCGGCCGAAAAUUUCGCAAUGCUGCUCACUGGCCGGAUCCUCGUCGGCGCCGGGGUCGGCCUCUGCAUUCACGCUUCUCCGCUCUACAUCUCCGAGAUGGCGCCAGGCCCUCAGCGGGGGAUGCUCAACAUCCUGUUCCAGCUCAUGAUCACGGUGGGGAUCCUCUCCGCGAGCCUGACCAACUACUGGACGUCCAAGAUCGCCGGCGGGUGGGGUUGGCGUAUCGCCGUGGCAUUUGGCGCCGUCCCGGCCGCCGUCAUCGCCCUUGGGGCGCUCGCCAUCCCGGACACCCCCGUCUCCCUCAUCUCGCGCGGCGAAGCCGAGACGGCGCGCGCGACGCUAGCCCAGAUCAGGGGCGUCGGCGACGUCAGCGAGGAGUUUGAGGACCUGUCUGCUGCGAGCGAGGAUAGCAAGGCCGUGGCGCACCCGUGGCGGGAGCUCUUCUUCAGCGGCAAGUACAAGCCCCAGCUGACGUUCUGCCUCCUCAUCCCCUUCUUCCAGCAGCUCACCGGCAUCAACGUCAUCAUGUUCUACGCGCCGGUGCUCUUCAAGACCGUCGGCUUCAAGCAGAACGCCUCCCUCGUGUCCUCCGUCAUCACCGGCCUCGUCAACGUUUUCUCCACCUUCGUCGCCAUCAUGACCGCCGACAAGGUCGGCCGCCGCGCCCUCUUCCUCCAAGGGGGCACGCAGAUGAUAAUCUCACAGAUCCUGGUGGGGACGUUCAUCGGGCUGCAGUUCGGGAUGAGCGGGAGGGGUGCGAUCUCGGAGCAGUACGCCAUGUGCAUCGUGCUGUUCGUGUGCGUGUACGUGGCCGGGUUCGCGUGGUCGUGGGGGCCGAUGGGGUGGCUGAUCCCCAGCGAGAUCUACCCGCUGGCGGUGCGGUCGGCGGCGCAGAGCGUGACGGUGGCCGUCAACAUGUUCUUCACGGCCUUCAUCGGCCAGAUCUUCCUCACGCUGCUCUGCCACCUCCGGUUCGGGCUCUUCUACUUCUUCGGCGGCUGGGUGCUGCUCAUGACGCUCUUCAUCGCCAUGCUGCUCCCGGAGACCAAGAACGUGCCCGUCGAGGAUGUCGCGCACGUCUGGAGGAAGCACUGGUUCUGGAGGAAGUUCGUCGUCGACACAUCCGACGCCCGCGGCGCCGAGAUGAGGAAGAAGAUAGCACUAGAGAUGAGCUGAUCCGUCGAUCGAUCGAUCGGUGAGGUUGCCCUUGCUCGGUCCUUGAUCGAUGUGUGUUUGGGAUAGGCAGGUGAAGGAAGAUAGCACGAGCGCCAGUUACGGUUAGAUCAUGUACAAUGUUGUGCUUUAGAGAAGAUGCUUAUGAGAAAAAAUCGUAUGUGUUUAUUAGCAU
This is a messenger RNA of Phragmites australis (common reed), 2113 nucleotides long. Its product is annotated as sugar transport protein MST3-like. Gene Ontology annotation, cellular component: membrane. Gene Ontology annotation, molecular function: monosaccharide transmembrane transporter activity. The transcript has 4 exons. Gene Ontology annotation, biological process: monosaccharide transmembrane transport. The record is from RefSeq and is a predicted model, not a curated record. NCBI's taxonomy places the organism in Eukaryota, Viridiplantae, Streptophyta, Magnoliopsida, Poales, Poaceae. The coding region runs from base 379 to 1941 and encodes 520 amino acids.